This is a messenger RNA of Pogonomyrmex barbatus (red harvester ant), 2346 nucleotides long. RefSeq lists its product as uncharacterized. Gene Ontology annotation, molecular function: olfactory receptor activity; odorant binding. The record is from RefSeq and is a predicted model, not a curated record. Lineage: Eukaryota; Metazoa; Arthropoda; Insecta; Hymenoptera; Formicidae. Gene Ontology annotation, biological process: detection of chemical stimulus involved in sensory perception of smell; sensory perception of smell. Gene Ontology annotation, cellular component: plasma membrane.
AUUUUCCAUAAAACUGCCACGUCAUAUUAUGUUUCUUAUAAAAAGACAAAUCUUUUUCUGAGACCGUAGACAUAGUAGAAAUAUUAUACACGAAAAUACAUAUAUACUAAUUUUCUGUUAUCUUCCAAACUUCAAAACGUUUUCAAAGCUGUACACAAAUUGGGAUCGAAUGUACCGUAGCUAUACCCAUGCAUAUGGUUGCAUAUUUAAAACGAGCAAUUUGUGACUACUAUGAAUCCUCGAGGAAAGGAAAGAUGACCCUACCUGUUCUCUUCUUUUUGUGACAAAUAAAAAAUAAAUGAUUUAUUCUUUUUUCAACAAAGUUGCACGAAAACGAUGGACAUGUUUAAGAGCUGCACUAUAAAAAAGCACUAUAAAAAUAUUUUGUAAGCAGUUCCGACUGGUUUAUUUAUCAUGAAAGCACACAUGAACAUUUUUUAUAUUGCCUUAAUUUGAAUGCAAGCAUCGAAUAAUAUAAAUCAUGUUAGCAUUAAAAAAUACAUCUAAUAAUUUUCCGAUUUGUUAAUAUGAAAAAAAUAGUAAGGUAUGUAUACACAUGUGCAAAAUACUCUAAAAAAUGACAUCUGUCACUGUCACAAAUCAACGCAAUGUAAGACUAAGAUAAAAUCAAUGAUGUUAGAUUGCCCAUGCCUACAUCUGGUACUGCUAUAAUUUUUUCAUAUAAAACAUUAUUGUUCAUUUGCUAUCAGUGGGCGAUUUUCAGGAAGAGCUAUGGCAAUGAUGAAUAAAAUUGAAAGCAUUCUCUCGUGGUAACAAACAAUAUUCCUCCAUACGUAUUACUCCAUACAUUUAAUAUGUUCUUCGUAGUUUUGUAGGGGCUAUCAUUGCAGAUAUCAAAGGCGAGUAAAGAAUAUUUUACAGUUCCCUUUUUUUCACAAAAUUAGGGGGAAUAUGAAGGGAAUAUGACAGGUGUAUUUGAGAUCUGCAUGCAUGUAAAAAUAUUUUAUGAGCAACUCCCAUUGGUCGAUUUGUUAGAGAGUGCACUUGUUUGAACACCUCCCACAAUGCUCAAUCUUCACGCAGACAUCCAAUAGUAUAUUUUGCUCUCAUUGGAAGAUACAUUUAGCGGCAGUGUGUUUCUGUGAUUUUGCUUUAAAAAUAUUAGAUACUUUCUAAUGCACCAAUUUGAAUAUAACGAAGUGAAAAAAGAAAUAAAGAAUUAUGUCUCGUAAGAGCACAAUUAACCGUGUAAUAUUUAUGAUGCUUCCCUGGUUUGGUAUUUGUUCAAAUAAAUUGGUUCUUUUGAUCAGCAGAGUGUUUUGGAUUGUUACAAUAGCGUUUAUAGAAUUCUGUCACUAUCUUUAUUUUUCGAAGCAUUUAAGUUCAGACAAUUUUUUCAACUUGGUGGAUUGCCUGUGCAGCUUCCUGGCACAUGCAAAAGUAAUUGCUAAACUUAUUGCAUUCUGGAUAAAUCAACGAAAAUUUGCGGAGAUUUUGGCGUUAAUUACGGAUGAUUGGAAUGAUUGCGCUAAAAGUGACAUCAGCGUGCGUAUGGCGACAUACAAAGCGAAAAUAUCAGAUCGCAUCACAAAUGUGAUUCUUGUACUCUAUACAGUGACUAUCGUUGCGUAUUGUAUGGGAGUGAUUAUCGCCGAUGCCGAUAUUACUGAUAAAACAAUGGUCGAAUUGCCCUUUGUCAACAAAUUAGAGCUUCCAUUCAGCAUUAACACGCGGAAUAUGUAUAGGUCUGUGUUAAUUAUGGAGUUUCUACAUAUGAUUCUUUGUAAUUUGGCAGCUGGUACCGUGAAUGCCAUACUUUUGGCUAUGGUUCUACAUAUAGGCGGCCAAAUAGACAUUCUGCAAUACUGGUUGGCACAACUCACACCCGAAGAAAUAAAAAAUAAAGAAUUGUCAAUUGUUAUUGCAACAAAAAAAAUUAUUUUAAAGCAUCAAAAAAUUAUACAAUUCUCAGAAAACAUCGAAAGCUUAUAUACGCAAAUUGCAUUAGUGUUAUUCGCAUCAAACACAAUGUUGAUUUGUUCGCUGGGAUUUCUUAUUGUAACCGCAAUUGGUACUCCUGAUGUCAUGGAACAAAUUAUAAAAUGUCUUUUAUUCUUUACGACGACGAAUCUGGAGGCAUUCAUAUUUUGUUACGCCGGAGAAUAUCUGAACAAUAAGAGCAAACAAGUCGGAUUUGCAACAUAUAGUUGCGCAUGGUACAAUUUAAAACCUAAAGACAGUCGUAUUUUGUUAUUCAUAAUAUUAAGAUCCCAAAGGCAAUUAACGCUAACAGCUGGCAAAAUGAUGGAUCUCACAUUACAAUCAUUUGCAAGUAUCAUGAAUGCUUCGGGGUCCUACCUGUCAGUGUUACUGGCAAUGCAAUAA